AUGUUCUGGCAGCUGGCCCUGCUGGCUCUGUGGGUGUCCUCCACCUCAUAUGCCAGUGACCAGGAUGAUGAUAUGUCCUUCAACCUUUUCAGUAUCAGCAACAUAAACCGCAAGACCAUUGGUGCCAAGCAGUUCCGAGGGCCUGACCCCAGUGUACCGGCGUACCGGUUUGUCCGCUUUGACUACAUCCCUCCAGUCAACGCCCAGGACCUCAGCAAAAUGGCUAAGAUGAUGAGGCAGAAGGAGGGCUUCUUCCUCUUGGCCAGCCUGAAACAGGACAGCAAGUCCCGGGGCACCCUGCUGGCCUUGGAGGGCCCAGGGGCCACGCAGAGGCAGUUCGAGAUUGUCUCCAAUGGCCCAGCUGACACACUGGACCUCACCUACUGGGUGGAUGGGGCACAGCAUGUCAUCUCCCUGGAGGAUGUGGGCCUGGCUGACUCCCAGUGGAAGAACAUCACGGUGCAAGUAACAGGUGAGACCUACAGCCUGUACGUGGGCUGCGACCUGAUGGACAGCUUCACCUUGGACGAGCCCUUCUAUGAGCAGCUGAAGACGGAGAGGAGCAGGAUGUUCGUGGCCAAAGGGUCCUCCAGGGAGAACCACUUCAGGGGUUUGCUUCAAAAUGUGUACCUAGUGUUUGGCAAUUCUGUGGAAGAUGUUCUAAGCAAGCAAGGUUGCCAGCAAAGCCAGGAAGUGGAGGUCAAUGCCAUCAGUGAGAACACGGAGACCCUCCACCUGAGCCCACACGUCACAACCGAGUACGUGGGCCAGAGGUCAGAGAAGAAGCCGGAAGUGUGUGAGCACUCCUGUGAAGAGCUAGGCCACAUGAUCAAUGAGCUUUCCGGGCUGCACGUGAUUGUGAACCAGCUGCACGAGAACCUGAAGAAAGUGUCGAAUGACAACCAAUUCCUCUGGGAGCUUGUGGGUGGCCCUCCUAAGACCAGGAAUGUGACGGCAUGCUGGCAGGAUGGCCGCUUCUUCGCGGACAAUGAGACCUGGGUGGUGGAUAGCUGUACCACCUGCACCUGCAAGAAAUUUAAAACUGUUUGCCACCAAAUCACUUGCCCACCAGUGACAUGUGCAAACCCCUCCUUUGAGGAAGGUGAAUGCUGCCCCUCCUGCUUCCAUGCUGAAGACAGUGAUGAGGGCUGGUCUCCUUGGGCAGAGUGGACUGAGUGCUCAGUUACCUGUGGCUCGGGGACCCAGCAGAGAGGACGGUCAUGUGACGUCACCAGCAACACUUGCCUGGGGCCCUCCAUUCAGACAAGGUUGUGCAGCCUGGGCAAGUGCGACGACCGCAUCCGGCAAGACGGCGGCUGGAGUCACUGGUCCCCCUGGUCCUCCUGCUCCACAAGCUGUGGAGUCGGCAACGUCACUCGAAUCCGACUCUGCAAUUCCCCAGUCCCACAGAUGGGUGGCAAGAACUGCAAGGGGAGUGGCCGUGAGACAAAGACCUGCCAGAGCAUCAUCCCCUGUCCCGUUGAUGGCCGGUGGAGCCCCUGGUCCCCAUGGUCAGCAUGCACUGUCACGUGUGCUGGUGGUAUCCGUGAACGCACACGGGUCUGCAACAGCCCAGAGCCCCAGCAUGGAGGAAAGGCCUGUGUGGGUGACACCAAAGAGCAGCACAUGUGUAACCGGAGGAGCUGCCCUGUUGAUGGUUGUCUGUCUAACCCCUGCUUCCCGGGGGCAGAAUGCAACAGCUUUCCCGAUGGCUCCUGGUCCUGCAGUUCCUGUCCAGCCGGCUUCCUGGGCAAUGGCACACACUGUGAGGACUUGGAUGAGUGUGCCGUGGUCACUGACAUCUGCUUCACGACAAACAAGGCCCACCGCUGCGUGAACACCAACCCUGGCUUCCAUUGCCUGCCCUGCCCCCCACGCUACAAGGGGAGCCAGCCAUUCGGGGUUGGCCUGGAGGCGGCCAGGACAGAGAAACAAGUGUGCGAGCCUGAGAACCCAUGCAAAGACAAGACACACCACUGCCACAGGCAUGCCGAAUGCAUCUACCUGGGCCACUUCAGUGACCCCAUGUACAAGUGCGAGUGUCAAACAGGGUACGCUGGGGAUGGCCUCAUCUGUGGGGAGGAUUCAGACCUGGACGGCUGGCCCAACAAGAACCUGGUCUGUGCCACCAAUGCCAGCUACCACUGCGUCAAGGAUAACUGCCCCCAUCUGCCUAAUUCUGGGCAAGAAGAUUUUGACAAGGACGGGAUCGGGGAUGCUUGUGAUGAAGACGAUGACAACGAUGGGGUGAAUGACGAGAAGGACAAUUGCCAGCUUCUAUUCAACCCCCGCCAGUUUGACUAUGACAAAGAUGAGGUUGGGGACCGCUGUGACAACUGUCCGUAUGUGCACAACCCAGCACAGAUCGACACGGACAACAAUGGCGAGGGCGACGCCUGCUCUGUGGACAUCGACGGGGACGAUGUCUUCAAUGAACGAGACAAUUGUCCCUAUGUCUACAACACUGACCAGAGAGACACAGAUGGUGAUGGGGUCGGGGAUCACUGUGACAACUGUCCUCUCAUGCACAAUCCUGACCAGACCGAUGUGGACAAUGACCUCGUUGGGGACCAGUGUGACAACAAUGAGGACAUUGAUGAGGAUGGCCACCAAAAUAACCAGGACAACUGCCCCUACAUCUCCAAUGCCAACCAGGCUGACCAUGACAAUGAUGGCAAGGGUGAUGCAUGUGACUCGGAUGAUGACAACGAUGGCAUUCCCGAUGACAGAGACAACUGCCGACUUGUCUCCAACCCAGAGCAGGAGGACUCGGAUGGGGAUGGGCGGGGUGAUGCUUGUAAAGAUGACUUUGACAAUGACAGUGUACCAGAUAUUGAUGAUGUGUGUCCUGAGAACAAUGCCAUCAGUGAGACUGACUUCAGGAACUUCCAGAUGGUCCACCUAGAUCCCAAAGGCACCACUCAGAUCGACCCCAACUGGGUCAUCCGUCAUCAAGGCAAGGAGCUGGUUCAGACGGCCAACUCUGACCCUGGCAUCGCUGUAGGUUUCGAUGAAUUUGGGUCUGUGGACUUCAGUGGCACGUUUUAUGUCAAUACUGACCGGGAUGACGAUUACGCUGGCUUUGUCUUCGGCUAUCAGUCCAGCAGCAGGUUCUACGUGGUGAUGUGGAAGCAAGUCACUCAAACCUACUGGGAGGACAAGCCCACACGGGCGUAUGGCUACUCAGGGGUGUCCCUCAAAGUGGUCAACUCCACAACGGGCACAGGCGAGCACCUGAGGAAUGCACUGUGGCACACGGGGAACACGGAGGGGCAGGUGCGAACAUUAUGGCAUGACCCCAAAAAUAUUGGCUGGAAAGAUUACACAGCCUACCGGUGGCAUCUGACUCACAGACCUAGGACGGGUUACAUAAGAGUGUUGGUACAUGAAGGAAAGCAGGUCAUGGCUGACUCAGGGCCCAUCUAUGACAACACCUACGCUGGUGGGCGACUGGGAUUGUUUGUCUUCUCUCAAGAGAUGGUCUAUUUCUCGGACCUCAGAUACGAAUGCAGAG
This is a messenger RNA of Orycteropus afer afer, 3514 nucleotides long. It is a transcript of the gene THBS2, whose product is annotated as thrombospondin 2. Gene Ontology annotation, molecular function: protein binding; calcium ion binding. Gene Ontology annotation, cellular component: extracellular region. NCBI's taxonomy places the organism in Eukaryota, Metazoa, Chordata, Mammalia, Tubulidentata, Orycteropodidae. Gene Ontology annotation, biological process: cell adhesion; negative regulation of angiogenesis. The record is from RefSeq and is a predicted model, not a curated record.